Molecule: messenger RNA, 1095 nt
Organism: Triticum turgidum subsp. durum (durum wheat)
Lineage: Eukaryota; Viridiplantae; Streptophyta; Magnoliopsida; Poales; Poaceae
Source: the annotation of a GenBank genome assembly
AUGCGCCCCUCCGCGGCGGCCACGGCCGCCUUCCUAGCCCCCGCCGUCACGGCCUCCAGCCGCCUGGUUCCGCUCCGGCGGGCGAGGCGCUUCGCCGUACGCUGCGUCGCCGCCCCUCCCGCCUCCAAGCCUGCGUACUCGCCCUCCAAGACUGGAAAUUGGCAGUGGACAUUUGAGGAUAAACCAGUAAGCGUUUACUAUGAGGAACAUGAGCAGGGGACUGCUGAGAAUGUGAAGAACAUCCUUAUGAUCCCUACGAUUUCUGAUGUUAGCACAGUGGAGGAAUGGAGGGUGGUCGCCAAAGAUAUUGUGACACGGAAAGGAGAACUCAGCUACCGUGCUACUAUUGUUGAUUGGCCUGGUCUGGGUUAUUCAGACAGGCCAUCACUGAACUAUAAUGCUGAUGUGAUGGAGAAUUUUCUGGUUCAGCUACUGAACUCACCAAAUAGUCCUGUGGCGGAUGCAGAUGGUGAACUGGUAGUUGUUGGAGGUGGUCAUGCAGCAACCAUAGCUAUCCGUGCAGCUGGGAAGGGCCUUAUCAGACCAUCUGCGGUUGCUGCUGUUGCACCUACUUGGGCUGGACCCCUUCCAAUUGUAUUUGGCCGAGGUUCUGAUAUGGAAACAAGGUACGGGCUUCUACGAGGAACCCUCAGGGCCCCAGCCAUCGGCUGGAUGAUGUACAAUCUUCUGGUGAGCAACGAAAAGUCCAUCCAGUCCCAGUACAAGUCCCAUGUGUAUGCCAACCCUGAGAAUGUGACACCAGAAAUCGUCGAGAGCCGCUAUGAAUUGACCAAAAGAAAAGGCGCACGAUACGUCCCUGCCGCGUUCCUGACGGGCCUUCUCGACCCCGUCCAGUCGAGGGAAGAGUUCCUGCAGCUGUUUGCCAAGUUGGAUGGAGAUGUCCCUGUUUUAGUGGUGUCGACACUGAAUUCCCCCAAGAGGUCCAAGGCCGAGAUGGAGGCUCUCAAGGGCGCCAAAGGCGUGACCAAAUUCGUGGAGGUCCCGGGCGCGCUUCUGCCGCAGGAAGAAUACCCCUUGGCAGUUGCGGAGGAGCUCUACGACUUCCUGCAGGAAUCAUUCUCGUCAGGAAGAUGA